AACAGAAGAGAUGUCUAAAUGAAAGCCCCCUUAACCUCUAUUAAAGUUUGGAUUUAGUUGAAUGUUAAUUUCAUUUUUGGUUUCUAUCAAUUUACUAUGGAAAAGGAAUCGACUCUAGCAAAAUAUAUCAAGGAAGCUGAAGAUGCUCUAGUUCAAAUAGACUAUUUAACUAAAGAGACUGAGAAGCUUAAAAGGGCAGCUGCUUUGGGAACUUUUGAAGCUUUUGAUCCAGAAGUUGUUGAACUCGCAGCUAAGAACACCAAGCUAAGGCACCGUUUGGCAAUUUUGAAUAGAGCUGCAUUAGCUAUUGGAAAGAUGUCUAAACCCCCAGUUACUAUGGAGGUUGGACUAGAAAGCAUCCUUCAAAUUCUGCAGAAUAUAUUUUCCAAUGCAAUAGAAGCUGCUUGUCCUGAUAUUAGAAAUAUACCUCCAGUUGAUAUUGCUUUAUCAGGAGCGAAUCCCAAGUUUGGUGAUUACCAAUGUAAUUCAGCUAUGAGUUUGGCGAAUCUCUACAAACAACUUGGCCAAAAGCUUUCCCCGCGAGAUAUCAGCACUAAAAUCAUCCAGAAUGUCGCUCCUCAUGAUCUCAUAGCUAAGCUUGAAGUGGCAGGUCCUGGUUUUAUAAACAUAUUUUUAAGCAAGCGUUAUGUGCUGAGAGCGAUUUCUUCAAUUUUUGAGGAAGGCGUAAAACCGCCCACUCUUCCAAAGAAGCAAAAGGUUUUGGUCGAUUUUUCUUCCCCCAAUAUCGCCAAGGAGAUGCAUGUUGGGCAUUUGCGAUCAACCGUUAUUGGCGACAGCAUUUGCCGCCUAUUGGAAUACUUAGGCCAUGAUGUAUUGCGAAUUAACCACGUAGGCGACUGGGGAACGCAAUUUGGAAUGUUAAUAGCCCAUCUGCAAGACAAAUUCCCCAACUAUUUGGUGGAAUCGCCCCCAAUUAGUGAUCUUCAGGCCUUUUACAAAGAAUCGAAGAAAAGGUUUGAUGAAGAAGAAGAUUUCAAAAAGCGCGCAUACGCCAGUGUCGUCAAGCUGCAGUCAUUCGAUCCUGACCAUGUAAAGGCGUGGAAACUAAUUUGCGAUGUAUCGCGGCAAGAAUUUCAAAAAAUCUAUGAUCGACUUGAAAUCAGCGUUGUUGAAAGGGGCGAAUCCUUCUACCAAACCCGCAUGGAAAAGAUUGUCAAAGAUUUGCAGUUGGCGGGUUAUCUCGAAGAAGACGAUGGCCGAAAAGUUAUGUGGGGAGAUUCCGGCACCAUUCCGCUAACAGUAGUAAAGUCUGAUGGAGGGUUUACAUACGACACCUCAGAUAUGGCAGCUCUGAAGCAACGCCUGGAGGAAGAGAAAGCUGACUGGAUCAUUUAUGUUACCGAUGCAGGACAAGCGACGCACUUCCAAACCAUCUUUGCCUGUGCCAGGAAGGCGAAAAUCUUAAACCCUCAAAUUCACAGGGUUGACCAUGUGGGCUUCGGCGUGGUACUUGGCGAAGAUAAAAAGAAGUUCAAAACCAGAUCAGGCGACACCGUGCGUUUGAUUGAUCUGCUGGAUGAAGGUUUGAAACGGUCCUUGGAUAAGUUAAAUGAAAAAGAGCGCGAAAAGGUGCUAUCGCCUGAUGAACUAAAAAAAGCUCAAGAAUCCAUUGCAUUUGGCUGCAUAAAAUAUGCCGAUCUAUCACACAACCGUAAUCACGAGUAUGUUUUUUCAUUUGAUAAAAUGCUGGAAGACAAAGGUAAUACUGCCGUUUAUUUGCUAUAUGCGUACACAAGAAUCAAAUCAAUUGCACGGAAUGUGGAGUUUACUGCUGAAAAAAUCAGGGAAGUGGCUAGUAGUGUUCAGGUUUCGUUAGCGCACGAAAAAGAAUGGAAACUAGCCAAGGUAUUGGUUCGCUUCCCAGACGUUUUGCUUAAAAUGACGGAGGAUCUUUGCUUGCAUCACCUAUGCGAAUUUGUUUAUGAUAUUGCCACCACAUUUACCGAGUUUUACGACUCGUGUUACUGCAUCGAAAGAGACUCUUCAGGCGGAGUGGUCAAAGUAAAUACCGACAGAAUUCUUCUAGCCGAAGCUGCGGCUUUGGUGAUGGAAAGAUGCUUCCAUAUUUUGGGACUUAAGCCCGUCUCCAGGAUGUAAGGCAUUAAGUGAUUCUGUGCAAAGUUUUGUUUACUAUUAAACUUGGAGUUUGAAAAUACUUUCCUGGUCAAUAAGAAUAAUAUCAAACAUC
This is a messenger RNA of Dendroctonus ponderosae (mountain pine beetle), 2209 nucleotides long. It is a transcript of the gene ArgRS, whose product is annotated as arginine--tRNA ligase, cytoplasmic. NCBI's taxonomy places the organism in Eukaryota, Metazoa, Arthropoda, Insecta, Coleoptera, Curculionidae. Gene Ontology annotation, cellular component: cytoplasm. The transcript has 6 exons. Gene Ontology annotation, biological process: arginyl-tRNA aminoacylation. The coding region runs from base 97 to 2118 and encodes 673 amino acids. The record is from RefSeq and is a predicted model, not a curated record. Gene Ontology annotation, molecular function: arginine-tRNA ligase activity; ATP binding.